UCGAUGCCCUUUUACUUUCUGAGUCUUGCUAUAAAACUAAAAAGGAUAGAAGCUUAAGCUUUUAAAUUUUGCAAGAAAUAAGAAUGGCGUUAAAAGUUCUUUCCGCCCUUGACCUUGCAAGAACUCAGUUUUACCAUUUCAAGGCCAUCAUCAUAACGGGCAUGGGCCUCUUCACUGACGCCUAUGACCUCUUCAGUAUCCCUUUGGUUAUGAGGUUCAUCGGACGAAUUUUCUACGAGAAGAGGGCCCAGCCUGACAAGUAUGUGACCCCACCCAUGGUUGUGUCCAUCAUGGCGGCCAUCGCUCUUGUGGGUACCGUGAUUGGUCAAGCAGUAUUCGGCAGGCUCGGUGAUCUAGUCGGUAGGCGCCGCGUGUAUGGGAUCGCGUUGAUGAUCAUGGUGCUGAGUUCCAUUGGAUGUGGGUUCUCUGUAUGCACCACAAGAAGUUGUGUUCUAGUGAGUUUGGGGUUGUUCAGGUUCAUUCUGGGCUUCGGGGUUGGUGGGGACUAUCCCUUGUCGGCUACAAUUAUGUCGGAGUAUGCUAACAAGAGGACACGUGGUUGUUUUAUAGCUGCUGUGUUUUCGAUGCAGGGCUUUGGGAUCUUGGUUGCUUCGGUGGUCACGAUGGUCGUUUGUGCAAUAUUUAACCGCGCAGCUAAGGGAGCACCAAAAGAUCCGACGCCUAAGGAGGCAGAUAUUGCGUGGAGGUUGAUACUGAUGCUUGGUGCAAUUCCGGCUGGGUUAACAUUUUACUGGCGAAUGAAGAUGCCCGAAACUCCCAGAUAUACAGCUUUGGUGGAACGAAAUAUUAUCCAAGCGGCAAUGGAUAUGGAGAAUGUGAUGGAAGUUCCAAUGAGUCAAAUUGUGGAAGAUGAGCUACUACCACCUUCUCCACUACCUUAUCCCCUCCUCUCCAAGCAAUUUUUUCGCCUCCAUGGCCGUGAUUUAUUCUCCUGCUGCUUCACAUGGUUCCUUGUUGAUAUUGUUUUUUACAGUAGCAAUUUCUUCCAGUCUCGUAUAUAUCUUGAGGAGAAUGGAGACAAGAAUGUCUAUCAAGAUGUUUUUGAAGCUGCAAAACUCCAAGCAAUUAUCGCACUUUGUUCUACAAUUCCAGGCUAUUUUUUCAGUGUUUAUUUCAUUGACAAGGUUGGAAGAGUCAAAAUCCAAAUGAUGGGUUUUUCCUUGAUGGCAUUGGUUUUCUUAGUACUUGGGAUAACCUAUGACAAUUAUCGGGACGUUGAAUUGAAUGACCUUAAAAAUAAAACAAGCUUUUUAGUCCUUUAUGGCCUCACCUUUUUCUUCGCAAAUUUUGGACCGAACACAACCACUUUUAUAGUACCAGCAGGGCUUUUUCCAGCAAGAUUUAGAUCAACUUGUCAUGGCAUAUCUGGUGCUAUUGGGAAGGUAGGGGCAAUUAUUGGUUCGGUAGGAUUUGUCUGGGCUUCAGAUGGGGAAAAAACACGUGGAAUGACUGUCUCAUUGAUAUUGAUAAUACUUGCUGGAGUUUGUUUGUUGGGGAUGGCAAUUACAUUUUUUUUCACUCAUGAAACUAUGGGAAGAUCGUUAGAGGAGAAUGAGAAUGAUGAUUAACCUAAUAAGCUGUGUUUAUCAAGAAUAAGUGUGCAGUUACAUUCAUUUUCGAAUGAAACAAUUGUUUGCCUAAAGAGCAAUCUCUCUCUCUCUCUCUCUCUCUCUC
Molecule: messenger RNA, 1695 nt
Organism: Quercus robur (English oak)
Lineage: Eukaryota; Viridiplantae; Streptophyta; Magnoliopsida; Fagales; Fagaceae
Product: probable inorganic phosphate transporter 1-9
Exons: 2
Coding region: 84-1589 (501 amino acids)
Biological process (GO): transmembrane transport
Cellular component (GO): membrane
Molecular function (GO): transmembrane transporter activity
Source: RefSeq, a predicted model, not a curated record